Messenger RNA from Pocillopora damicornis (cauliflower coral), 2383 nucleotides. Its product is annotated as major facilitator superfamily domain-containing protein 6-A. Gene Ontology annotation, cellular component: membrane. Lineage: Eukaryota; Metazoa; Cnidaria; Anthozoa; Scleractinia; Pocilloporidae. The record is from RefSeq and is a predicted model, not a curated record.
AAACACGAAAUAAUUCUUAGAUCAAUGAUUUUUGAUAAUAUCCAAACUAGGUGGUACAUCUAAGGGAACCAUGCUAUAGAUACCGCUGGAAAAGAAAUAUUGGAUUACUCAUUCAGUCAUUGCCAUUCUUCAGGGCUACAUUUUACACCUAGGAAGCGAAAUCCAAUCGCUCCAAAACUGAGGGAAACGGGACAUCUUAACAGACAGAUCACUAAUCAAGGACAACUUGAAAAUCCACCAAGAGAAUAUUGAGGAUCUGCUUUCAAAAGAUUCUGAAAUGACGUUUUCUAUUUCAUCGCAGAAGUAAAUUUUCCUUCGCAUUUAUUUACUAUGGGAAGGAUUCUGAAAGGCGGACAUUGGAAAGUAAACAAGGUGCAACUCACAACAUGGCUCCCGACUACUUAUUACUACAUCUUUUUUGGCUCCUUAGGGUCUCUUUUUCCUUUCCUGAACUUGUACUAUCGAGCUGUUGGAAUGGACCCUUGGCAGAUAGGAAUCCUGGGAGGAAUUCGUCCCCUCAUUGCCUUACUUUGUGCUCCAAUGUGGAGCUUUGUGUCUAAUAGGUAUAAAAUGAGAAAACUUGUACUAGUCACUUCGCUUGUGAGUUGGAUUGUGUUCACCAUCCCGCUGAUGUUUGUUUCUCAUUCGUCAGCCAACAAGCCUUGCUUUAAUCAAGGAAAUUACACCGCUCAACUCAGCUCGAAACAUGAAGAUUUCCUGCCCGGUCAGGAAAAAAGGGAAUUCGAUCUACCAGUCAGUAUUUCGCUCGCGAAAGAACAACAUACAGCUUAUGAGAAGAAAAAUACUCGCUACUCUCAAAAAUACGGUGCAACUGGAAAGGCUCCCAAAGGAAAUAUCAAAAAUGAUGUAGAGGGAAAAGAAACAUCGCAUCAUUCACGAUUUUAUUCUUUGAAAAGGCAAUUUUUUAAUAGUUUGGAAAUGUCGGGACUAAAAUUUGAGGCUAGCACUGAUAGUAAAGGCGGAAACGGUCAGCGAAAACCGUAUGACUUUAAAUCUCGAGGAGUACCAUAUUACAACAGGAGAAAGAACCCGUACUCCAGUAUAAUAUUCAACGAGAUGCUUUUUAUCGUGUUUGUAGGAGAAAUACUUCAAUCGCCUACGGAUGAUCUUAACACUCAUUUUGAUGGGACAUUCUUGGAGCAUUUAGGUGUGCUCUACCAAAACGUAGCCAACAACAAUAUCUAUAGUUCGGUUGGUAUUGGACUUGUAGCUUUGAUCACAGGUUUAUUGCUUCAUUUUGCCCCUAAAAUAACAAUUUGUGACGUUGAAUAUGCAAAUUACCAGAUAGCCUUCAUCAUCUUUUCUCUACUUAUGGCGGUUGCCAUAGCAAUUUCGCUCAAAUUUGAUUUCUCCUACAGAAGGUGCCGUCGCGGCUUUGAAAUCCAAGAGUCACUGCGGCUGCUGGUGUCAUCAGAACACAUCACCUUUGUUUUCAUCGUUUUGAUCAUGGGAAUGCUCCGAGGGGUUCUCUUUAACUUUGUUUACUGGAAUAUAGUGGAUAUUGGAGGCUCGGAUCUCGUUGUGGGCUUCACGGUUGUCAGUCAGUAUUUUUCGGAUGCGAUCAUGACUCUGUCCGCGCCGAUUGUUAUGACCUACAUGGGAUAUAUCGGUAUGGUGUAUCUUGGUCUUUCAUCCUAUGCUCUACGAUUCUUGAUUUACUCUUGGCUUAGCACCCCUCGCUCCUCGUGGGUUACCCCACCGGUUGAGCUUCUGCAGGGAAUCUCCAAUUCUACGGCCUGGUCAGCAUUCCUCUUGUACAUCACGAACUACACUCCAACAUCGACCUUUCCAACAGGUUUAUUUCUUCUUCAGGGGUUGUAUUUAGGGGUGGGGGGAAGCAUUGGAGGAAUAUUCGGGGGGAUAUUAAUCCAGGGUUUUGAUACUAAUGUGGCCUUCCGAAUCCUGGGACUCGUUAGUAUACUGACGUGUUUGUUAUUUAUGAUGAUCCAGCCCUCUGGGGAACAAGAGAGUCUUCCUUCAGAAGCUGACACCAUCUUCUUUCUCGCCGAUGAAGAUGAUUAUUCCAGCAACAGUGAGGAUGAGGUAUUCGAUUACAGUCAAAGAGGAGUCGUUUACAUUCCUUCCAAAGAGCAAACUAAAGGAUCGCUACAAGUAAAGAAAAUGGUUUUGCCUUCCUACAGUUCUCCUUUGGUGCCAAUUUGUAUGUCACUAGUUAGGAAAGAAGACAAACAGUUACAAACUACGUAAGGUUAACUAUGUAAUAUCUCACGGCACCAGUGCAUUAAGAAGCUGAAUAUGAUUGCUGCUGCUGCCAUCGAUUAUAAUUUUUUUGCUCAAGUUGACGAUUAGCAAGAAGCAAAAUACACGCUUUAAGACUGAACCGUUGAAUAAUUCAUAUAGC